AUGGCACCCUAUCGUGGCGAUAUGUACCAUCUGCCAGAGUGGACCCGGUCAAACCAAACCCCUAAAAAUGCACGAGAGCUAUUUAAUAGACGACAUGCCACUGUCCGGAAUGUGGUAGAACAUAGAUUUGGUAUACCAAAAGGUAAGUUCCCCAUUAUAAAAGACCUAAUUCCAAAGUACACGCCUGAUUGCCAGGCAGACAUUGUUAUCACAUGUUGUGGUCUGCAUAAUUUCAUCCUUCAGCACCAAAAGUUCGAAAAUGUACCUCCGGCCAUACAAGACCUGGAUUACAUACCAGAACCCGAUGAAGACGAUCUAACUAGGCCUUUAAUGACAACUUUAGAUACCUCUGAAGUUGCUAUACGUGAACAGUGUGGUUUGCGCAACUCCAUUGCUGCGGCCUUGUGGGCCAAUGAAGGUGGCCGACAUCGUUAG
Molecule: messenger RNA, 435 nt
Organism: Striga hermonthica
Lineage: Eukaryota; Viridiplantae; Streptophyta; Magnoliopsida; Lamiales; Orobanchaceae
Source: the annotation of a GenBank genome assembly